This is a messenger RNA of Acinonyx jubatus (cheetah), 1969 nucleotides long. RefSeq names its product translation initiation factor IF-2-like. The record is from RefSeq and is a predicted model, not a curated record. The transcript has 2 exons. Lineage: Eukaryota; Metazoa; Chordata; Mammalia; Carnivora; Felidae. Bases 844 to 1572 code for a protein of 242 amino acids.
AACUACUGUCCUGGCCAUCACCCUCUCCGGACCAGCUGUCUCUGCCCGUGCCCACCCGAUUACAGCACCGCACGGGUCUGCUCGCUUUCUGUCCUUCCCGCCAAGUGUGAGGUUCCUCAGAGCACGGGUUAAUGUCCCGUUCACCGCGACCCCAGGGCCUGGCACAAAGCCCCACGUACUAGGAACGCGUGGUGAGCAUUGCAGAGGUGUCCCCAGAUCCCUUCCAUCCUGCCUCAUCGUGACAUAGACACAGGUGAGGAGGAGGGGCCGAGCCUUCCCCAAGGUUCAGGUGUGAGUCCUUAUCAGAGAAAUCAGCCCAGGUAAGUCAGACCUAAAAUACACACAGCAUUUUAUUCCUCUGGCCAGAAGGACUGGUCCCCGAAUGGACACGUGAUCCAUCUGGGGCCAACAAGAUGUGAUGGGGCACUUGCUGGAAGCUUCUGGGUUCAAAGAAGAGUCCAUUCUUAGGAACAAGCUCUAUCUCCUUACGAACGGAGUGGUUAUAGAGGUGAUGCCUGGAACUUUUGCAGCCCGGAGUGCUUAAUAGAUGCCAGGCUUGGUAAAUGUCAACAACUCUAUGAAGCGGGUACUACGGCCAUAGCCCUUUACAGGUGACAAAACCAAGGCCCAGAGAGGCUAAGGGACUGGCCUGAUGUCACAGAGCCGAUGGGCGGCGGAGCCUGGGUUUGAACUCAGGAGGCCUGUGGCCCCAGAGUCGGAACACUGAACCGCCUAUCGUGUCACGACGAUCGUGUGCAUUUGCCACGUCAGGACAUUCUACCUGGAAUAUCUCACCAGACGUCAGAGCAACCCCACAAAAUAGCAUUACAUCCCACUUGACGGAUGGCAGAGCCGUCUCUGAAAACCAGGGGAAAUGCUACAUCCGUGGACGGGUGGAUGAAGAUGGGAGGCCGGACCCGUCGAGUGGCCCUGACUCGAUCCCCGUGCUCCCGGCCAAGACUGGGCUCGGGAAGUUCCCGUCGCCCCUGGAGCAGGCCCUUGGGACCGAGAGCCUCAUCCUGUCUGGGAUCGCCGAGGGCCGCCCUGGGCACCGAGUUCCCAGUAGCUUCAAAGGGAGCCCAGAGCCAGCGGAGGUCCCAGGGGGCACGGACAGCAGGAACGCCCGCCUGGCCCCCGCCGCUGUCGACGCGCCCCGCUGUCAGACGUCAGAAGCGCGAGGCGGCUUUGGUCUCGGCCGUCGGCGGAUGCGACCAGGGCAGCGCGGAGCCAGGCGCUUCUGGGAACCGUGCCGGCAUUUCCUCGUUUCGUCAGCUCGGCCGAAGCGCCCCAGAAACCACAUGCAGAACAAAGUCUCCGGGGCUCUGUCUGGAAGGCGAGAGGAUUAGGGGGGAAGAGGACGGCGUGCCACUGGGGAGCCUCCCCAGGGCCUGGGAACCUCUCCAGGCCUCCCCUGAGCCGACCGGCUCCCCCCGGGAUGGCUCGGGGGCCUCGCGCUGCGGGAAUCACAACCGGCAGGCGGCAGGGGCCGCCCGUGUCCUGAGCGGGGGCUCACCAGCCAGGGGUGCGGGCCCUCACGGGCCUGGUCUCAGCCCCUCAGACGCCCCGGGAUGAGGAGACUGAGGCCCAGGGACGUGAGUGACUUUCCCAAGGGCUCCACCCGCUCUCAGACGGGACAGGAGCCACUGGGGCUGGAAUCAGAGACUCAGAUAACUUCGAGGUGCUCGUGGCCGAGGCUGGGCUGGAUCGAGGGAAGCAGUGAGGGGGUUGUGCGGGUUGCCGUGGGCGGGUCAGGAGGACGUGAGUGAGCAUGGGGACCAGCUGGCCGUCCGACCUGCCACCAAAGGCCCGCUCAGAAAGGCUGUCAUGGACCUGAGCCCCGACACCCCCACGUGGAGGUGGGAGUCAGCCAGGUCCAUCGGGACCACCCUAGUCACCAGCCUCUGUCCCCAAGCCCUGCUGCCCACCCAGCAACCUACUCAGAUGGGAGGGAGGCUCCGGGAGGGAGGCU